GGCUUCCGCCGCCGGGUGGACGAAGAUGGCGUCGGGUGGUGGAGGUUGUAGCGCUGCGGAAAGACUCCCUCCGCCCUUCCCCGGCCUGGAACCGGAGUCCGAGGGGGCGAUCGGGGGAUCCGACCCCGAGGCAGGGGACAGUGACACCGAGGGGGAGGACAUUUUCACCGGCGCUGCGGCGGCCAGUAAGCCGCAUUCUCCAAAGAGAAUCACUUCCAUUCUUCCCUUUAACAAUGGCUCCAAAGAAAACGGCAUUCACGAGGGACAAGACCAAGAACCACAGGAUCGUUUUUCAGAUGCCACAGUGGAACUGUCCCUGGACAAUACACGAAACAAUCAGAAGAAGUUACUGGCCAAAACGCUCACUUCCCUUCCUUCACCAGAAGGUGCAGAUUCUUCCCAGGCACAGCCAAGCUAUGAGGAGCUAGAAGAAGAAGAACAGGAAGACCGGUUUGAUUUGACGGUUGGUAUAACCGACCCUGAGAAAAUAGGGGACGGUAUGAAUGCCUAUGUAGCCUACAAAGUCACCACACAGACAAGCUUACCAAUGUUCAGAAGUCAACAGUUUGCAGUAAAAAGAAGGUUUAGUGACUUCCUGGGUCUUUAUGAAAAGCUGUCGGAGAAGCACUCUCAGAACGGCUUCAUUGUCCCUCCGCCCCCAGAGAAGAGCCUGAUAGGAAUGACAAAAGUGAAGGUCGGAAAAGAAGACUCUUCUUCUGCAGAAUUCCUUGAAAAGCGGAGGGCUGCUCUUGAAAGGUACCUUCAGAGGACUGUGAACCAUCCUACCAUGUUACAGGACCCUGAUGUCAGGGAGUUCUUAGAAAAAGAAGAGCUGCCACGCGCCGUGGGUACCCAGACAUUGAGUGGCGCUGGGCUCCUCAAGAUGUUCAACAAAGCCACAGACGCGGUCAGCAAGAUGACCAUCAAGAUGAACGAGUCCGACAUUUGGUUCGAGGAGAAGCUGCAGGAGGUAGAGUGCGAGGAACAGCGCUUACGGAAACUGCACAUGGUCGUGGAGACACUUGUCAACCACAGGAAAGAGCUAGCACUCAACACAGCACAUUUCGCAAAGAGUCUCGCCAUGCUCGGGAGCUCCGAAGACAACACAGCCCUGUCACGGGCCCUCUCCCAGCUGGCUGAGGUGGAAGAAAAAAUCGAGCAGCUUCACCAGGAACAGGCCAACAGUGACUUCUUCCUCCUGGCCGAGCUGCUCAGCGACUACAUCCGUCUCCUGGCCAUAGUCCGAGCCGCCUUCGACCAGCGCAUGAAGACGUGGCAGCGCUGGCAGGACGCCCAGGCCAUGCUGCAGAAGAAGCGGGAGGCCGAGGCCCGGCUGCUGUGGGCCAACAAACCGGACAAGCUGCAGCAGGCCAAGGAUGAGAUCGGAGAGUGGGAGUCUCGAGUGACUCAGUACGAGAGGGACUUUGAAAGGAUUUCUUCUGUGGUCCGCAAAGAAGUGAUCCGUUUCGAGAAAGAGAAAUCCAAGGACUUCAAAAACCACGUGAUCAAGUACCUGGAGACGCUGCUGUACUCACAGCAGCAGCUGGCCAAGUACUGGGAAGCCUUCCUCCCUGAGGCCAAGGCCAUCUCCUAAUGGACCAAGGACUCCGGGCCCACCUGCCUGACGCUGCCUUUUUAUACAGUGUCCUCCUCCCAGCGAUGCCCCCCGCCUCGCCUGGACUCCUCCCUCCCCGCCCCUACGACCAAGCCGCCCGGUUACUCUAACUGAUACUUCCUGUAGCUCCCAUAUAUAUUUUCUUACCUGAGAGAAUAGUUUCUGGCUUUAAGCAAAAAGACCCACACUAGGUGGUGGGAUUAUGGGAUAGGAAGGAGUAUUGCUAUAAAUAUAUAAAUACAAAUGUAUAUUUUUCAGGGUGUGGUUAGGAACUGGGAAUAACGUUUUCUGUUACUCCUGACGGUGCCAAGAAAAGAUUAUGUAAUAAAAUAUUUUAAAAUCAG
Erinaceus europaeus (western European hedgehog) is the source of this 1959-nucleotide messenger RNA. RefSeq names its product sorting nexin 1 (gene SNX1). Gene Ontology annotation, cellular component: endosome membrane; endosome. The record is from RefSeq and is a predicted model, not a curated record. Gene Ontology annotation, biological process: early endosome to Golgi transport; intracellular protein transport. NCBI's taxonomy places the organism in Eukaryota, Metazoa, Chordata, Mammalia, Eulipotyphla, Erinaceidae. The coding region runs from base 26 to 1594 and encodes 522 amino acids. Gene Ontology annotation, molecular function: phosphatidylinositol binding. The transcript is spliced from 15 exons.